Molecule: messenger RNA, 471 nt
Organism: Pseudozyma hubeiensis SY62
Lineage: Eukaryota; Fungi; Basidiomycota; Ustilaginomycetes; Ustilaginales; Ustilaginaceae
Product: carbamoyl-phosphate synthase (glutamine-hydrolysing) large subunit
Exons: 2
Coding region: 1-471 (156 amino acids)
Source: RefSeq, a predicted model, not a curated record
AUGUUGGCCGUCGACAUGCCAAGGCAACCUGCGGCAACUCGACGACGUGUCGGACGUGCUGGUCUUGGCACUUCCAGUACCACACCAGCGCCUUCAGCCCGUUUCCAGAUGCUCAAGAUCCUGAACCUCUCCACUUAUCGUCUCUUGGUGUGUUGGCGUCGACAGCUUGUUGUGUCCACUCGGUUUACUUUUGCGAGAGAGAUGUGUUUAUCGUCACACAAAGGGAGCUGGCAAACAGUGAGAUGUGGGCGUGAGGAGGACGAGACGAGACGAGAGCGAAUCGUGCUGUCACCGCAACUUGCUCGGCUUGCAUCCGAAGCGUACUACAGUAGGACUGAGGGACACUCCGCUGGUGCCCUCGUGCAGAUCGAGUCCAUCGCUUCGCAUCCAUGCUCGCCCUCAGUUUCAGCAACAGCCGCGUUCUCUGCACUUGCUCCGCUCGAUAGGCGUCGUAUCAUCCGACAACGCUGA